Messenger RNA from Lepus europaeus (European hare), 927 nucleotides. Its product is annotated as olfactory receptor 8S1-like. Gene Ontology annotation, molecular function: olfactory receptor activity; G protein-coupled receptor activity. Gene Ontology annotation, biological process: G protein-coupled receptor signaling pathway. NCBI's taxonomy places the organism in Eukaryota, Metazoa, Chordata, Mammalia, Lagomorpha, Leporidae. The record is from RefSeq and is a predicted model, not a curated record. Gene Ontology annotation, cellular component: membrane. Bases 1 to 927 code for a protein of 308 amino acids. The transcript has a single exon.
AUGAGAAACCACAGCGUCUCUGAAUUCAUCCUGCUGGGUCUGUCUGCUGACCCCCAACUGCGGACUCUGCUCUUUAUGCUGUUUCUGGUGAUUUAUCUACUGACCCUGAUGGGAAACCUGAUACUGCUGCUGGUGAUCAGAGUUGAUUCCUGCCUCUACAAACCCAUGUACUUUUUUCUGGGCCAGUUGUCCUUCUUGGAUCUCUGCCAUUCCUCUGUCAUUGUGCCCACGCUGCUGGAGAGCCUCCUGUCUGAGAAGAAAACAAUCUCAGUAGGGGGCUGUAUGGCUCAAGUCUUCUUUGUGUUCAGCACUGGGGGCACUGAAUCCUGCCUGCUCACUGUGAUGGCCUAUGACCGAUACGUUGCCAUUUGUUCUCCAUUGCUCUAUGGCCAGGUGAUGAACCAACAGCUGUGUAUAGGGCUAGUAUGGGGCUCAUGGGGGUUGGCUUUUCUGGAUGCUCUCAUCAAUAUUCUUGUAGCUCUCAAUUUAGACUUUUGUGAUGCUCAAAAUAUUUACCACUUUAGCUGUGAGCUGCCCUCUCUGUAUCCUUUAUCUUGCUCUGAUGUGUCUGCAAGUUUUGCCACCCUGCUGUGCUCCAGCCUUCUGCAUUUCUUUGGAAAUUUUCUCCUGAUAUUUGUUUCCUAUGUUCGCAUUUUGUCCACCAUUCUAGCCAUCAGCUCUACCACAGGUAGAAGCAAAGCCUUUUCCACCUGUUCCUCUCACCUUAUUGCAGUGAUCUUUUUUUAUGGUUCUGGGUUUCUCCGUUAUCUCAUGCCUAAUUCGAGAGUCACUGAAGAAUUAGUGUUCUCUUUGCAAUACAGUGUGAUCACUCCCAUGCUGAAUCCCCUCAUCUAUAGCCUGAAGAACCAGGAGGUAAAGGCAGCUGUGAGAAGAAUGUUCAGAAACCAUUCCCUGUGUUUCAAAUAA